AUGGAUCUUCUAUCUGUACUUCCUGACUUCUCAACCAAAUCAUAUACCCAUAUACUGCCUCCACUCGAGCGAAGUAAAAUCACUACCGUCGACCUGGUCACCCUCGACACGCUCGAAAUCGCGAAACGCGCCCAUGUUCCCCCCGCCGAUGUCCGGCGGCUCGCAGCCAAGUCGUUGACGCAAACGUCAGUUGGAGAUGAAUUGAGCUCAAGUUUUCAUCCGGAUGCAACGAACCUUCACCUUGGCCCCGCCACAAAGCUCCAGCCGUCGCGAUGGAGCUCGAUCAGUACUUUGGACCCCGCACUGGAUUCACUCCUGGGAGGUGGGAUUCCGAUAGGAUACGUGACGGAGGUGACUGGGGAGAGUGGCAGCGGCAAGACACAAUUCCUCUUCAGCCUGCUCCUAUCUGCUCAGCUGGCUAGUCCUGAUGGCCUCGGGAAAAACGCCAUCUAUAUCUCGACCGAACAUCCACUGUCGACAAAUCGCGUAUCACAGCUUUUAGAAUCCCACCCGCGCCUCUCUUCACUCCCCCCAGAUCAAGUGCCGUCCCUAAAAAACAUCCUGUCCAUCAACGCCAUGGAUUUAGAGACCCAGGACCACAUUCUCAACUACCAGUUACCGGUCGCUAUCACACGGCACAAUAUUGGCUUGGUGGUGAUUGACUCCAUCACGUCUAACUAUCGCGCGGAACAUUCCUCAAAUAACAUGCUUGCGCUCUCCGCACGAUCCACGGAGCUUGCAAAGCUGGGUCAGAUGCUGCGCAACCUUGCCGCAAAAGAGGACAUUGCGAUUGUACUAGCGAACCAGGUCUCAGAUCGCUUCGAGCCCGUGGAGGGGUUCGGCGACCCAGCCCUACGCCCAGGCUUCCCGUCCGUGUUAAGCCAGGGUGCUGUGGCUCGUGAAGUUGGUGCUGCGUCGCCACUGCCAAGAUGCAGAUUGGAUAACGCCGGACUGGCAGAGCCACUGUCUCAAUAUAGCCCUAUGCUCUCCUCAUCCCAGGGGAUCUCGUCAUCUCCUCACCCUGCGCCGGACGAUGAGAAAUUCGACGGAUCCUAUAUCAUUGAAAACCCGGCUCGGAAUAGUAUUCUGAGUUUGCUCCACCAGGAACGAUUCUUCACCGGCUGGGGAGAUGGCUCGCCACUUGAGACUUCGCUGAAGACCCCAGCCCUGGGAUUCUUCUGGUCGACACAAAUUGCGUGCCGCAUCGCGCUGAAAAAAGAAGAACAACGUUCUAGUUUACCUCUAUGGGAUGCUGGAUCCUAUCCGACUUCCACACCGAGCAGGCAACCAGACUCUCAGGAUGUGGGCGGAAAAAAUCAACUGUCGCAGCACACAGCAACGAUUUCCUCUGCUCGAGAGGCCCACGCCAAAGGGGAGCCUGGCUCAAUCAUACUCAAUGGCAGCGAUGGAGAAAAAAGGAAUGAAUCAACCACAGACGUCUCGGGAACGAACUCUAUCUUUCAACCGCCUCCCACGCCUAAAACACUUGAGCAUGCUACGCGGCGAAUUAUGAAGCUCGUCUUUGCACCUUGGACGGCAGGCUUGCCAGAACCUGAAGACGGAAUGAGCCAAGUUGGACAAGGAGGUUCAGGUCGGAAGGGGAACGAAGUGGAAUUUGAGAUCUGGACAGGAGGGCUCCGAAGUAUAGAUCGUGACGAGUUGUCUUCGAAAUAA
Molecule: messenger RNA, 1674 nt
Organism: Penicillium macrosclerotiorum
Lineage: Eukaryota; Fungi; Ascomycota; Eurotiomycetes; Eurotiales; Aspergillaceae
Product: putative DNA repair protein (Rad57)
Exons: 3
Coding region: 1-1674 (557 amino acids)
Biological process (GO): DNA repair; DNA strand invasion; DNA recombinase assembly
Molecular function (GO): double-stranded DNA binding; DNA strand exchange activity; single-stranded DNA binding
Source: RefSeq, a predicted model, not a curated record